GUUGUGUUAUCGACUCUGUGGGUCUCUCCGUCGCAUUGCACCCAUUGAUGGUUUGUUCCAGUUCAAUGCAAUGCAUGUCUCUCUCGAUCCCACCCCACCUCCGCACCGCACAGCACCGCACCCCUCAUGAAUAAAAGACCGACAGACACGUCUGUCGAGAUUAGGGGGAAGACUGACCACGGGAGAGCUGGAAAGGAAACUACCGAGGCAGGCAAGGCACACACGUCAUGCACACUGCACGGAACGGACACUGCUUGCCUUGCUUGGAGGAGCGUUAGUUAUGCCACAGACAGUGGAUGGAUGGAUGGAUGGAUCUCUGCCUGGCUGUCUGUCUGUCUGUGUGUGGUGGAAAAAGCCACCAGAUAAGAAGCGAAACUGAGACACCACAGAUGGAUGGAUGGAUAAGAGGGUGUGUCGUGUCGUGUCGGUUCCCUUGUGGGUGUGGUGUGGUGUCUAUCUAUGCUCUAUCUAUUGUAUUGUCUGUACUACAGGCGGGCUGCUCCAGGCGACCGACUGUGUCCUCUCUCCCCCCUCCGCUCCCCUCCCAUCCCCUCAGCUCAAGUGAGUGAGUGGAUGGUGUCCUUACUCUACAAGGAUGAGUAAAUCACUGCAGACAGAUAAAAUGGCGUGGAUGUUCAUCGCACCGCACCGCCCAGGUCAGGUCAGGUGGGUGGAGAAAGAUAGACAGGCAGGCACGCAUUGCAAGCAGAAGGAAACAAAGACCAGCCAUCCCAUCCAGCCAUCCAUCCAUCCACCAACAUGCAGACCAGACCCACCACGCACAUCACACACAUCCACGCGUCGACAUUCUCACUGCACUGAUCGAUUCCAUCAUCGAUGGGUGCACCCACCUACCUGUGUGCUCCUGACUGACUCCCACGUGAGUCUCUUUGUUUCCUCGUCUCGGAGGUCGCUCAAGGCUCACCCAUGGAAUCGCCAGGCUCACACAGACACGCAGAUGCAGACAGACGCCAGCAAAGACGUACGGGCACGGGAACAAACACCAUGCAUACACGCCACACAGGAACAGCAGACAUUGGUUUGGUCAUUCGUACGUUGCCCGAUGGAUGGAUGGAUGGAUGGAUGGGUGUCGUUGUCUCUCAGCAACAUGCCCAUGUUGACACAGUGCCAUGAUUCGACAGGCACCGGAUCGACAUGCACCGUGACCGACAGACAGGACACCCCUCCAUCCCUCCAUUCCAUUGAGGCGAAAACACCGUAAGUAAUCAAGCCGCAAAGCACAGCAUCAUUCAAACAGUCAGUCGCUCAUGGUAAGUAAAACGAACGGGAUCAGGUCAAGCAUACACGGUCGACACAGGGGCCUGCAACACAGACAGACAGACAGACAGACACAUAUUCCCAUACAUGAACCCAUACAUGCAUCCUCGCUGCUGUCCGUGUCGGUCCAUGCUCUGACCUGUUGGCUGUUGAUGUGGUUGUGCAGCAUGGCAGCGUGUGUGUGGGCGUAUUCGAUCUCGGGAAUAGCGCCCCUGUAAACAUCGGGGUAGGACGUGCAGUCAGCCAACCCACACAUGUUCACGCCUCUGCAGCCACACACACACACACACAGACACACAGAGAGAGAGAGAGAGAGAGAGAGGUACACAGACGUUGAUGCAUCCCGACCGACACGCACCUCUCGAUCCAGAAGUGGCCGGCCAUGCCGAAACUGGCGCCCCUGAAAGAGACACACCCGGCCCGCAGUUGCACCCAUGAGUUCGUGUCAUCCUCUCCCUCUCAGAUUGACUGACUGACUCACUGACUGACCAUGAGUUGCGCAUGAUCCAGUAGUCCUUGCCCUCGUGUGUGCCAUACCCGACCGCCACCACCGCAUGGUUCACCUUGUGGCGGUCCGUGGAGCAUUUGGGCGAGCUGACCAGACAGAGCCAGGCACAUACACCAGACACACACGACACACUCACUCUUGCUGCGUACACAAGGUGUGUCUGAUCUGGUCUGUGUUGGCUUACGAGUAGACGCCCUUCUUGUAAAACCUGAAGUCGCGCACCACCUCGUAGGCAAUCGAGACGGGACCCCUGAGCAUAUCCAAUACACACACACACACACACACACACAUCCAGACGCCUCUCAUCGCCGGCUGUUCUGUCCAUAAGUGUAUUCAUGUUCCGAGCCCACAUGGUUGCGACGGCUUCGAACAGCUCAUCUUCGUCGAAGGCGGUGAUAUUGAUGGGCCCGCCCGGCACCACACCGGCUACGUCAAUCUUUGACGCAUUGUACCUGCGCCCAUUGACACAAUGACACGGAUCCACGAACCAAUCACCACAGAAGGAUCCCCCACUGCCCACCUGCACGUGUGUUUGGGGUGCUUCUCAAUGCCCCCGUCCUGGUAGGGGUAGCUGUUCUCGGUGUCCUGACCGCCUUGCCAGUGGAUGUAGGAGAAGGCGUGGCUGGGCAGCCCGCCGUGGCAUCCAUGGUUGUCGAAACCGCGGGCACAGUCGAUGAGCUGCUGCUCCGACAGCGUUUUCGCCCACUUGAAGAAGCCGCCACACUCCUGGGUGCGGAUGCACGACACGUCCACCUCGCCACUCGCCAGCUCUUUCCUCAUGUUCUUCAGUGCCAUGUGUGCUUCCAUCGACCCCUGCGCACCGCACCGCACCGCACCGCACACAUGGAUGGAAGAUCCAUGCAUGUGUAUGUGUGGUGGCAGCUGGUCUGCCUACCUACCGUGGACGAGAAGGUCCAGCAACUGCCGCAGUGCCCCUGGUUCUUCACAGGUGACAACUGCACACACAGAAAGGGAAAAAGGGAGAGAGAGAGACGCCCAAUACAAUACACACAUUUCGCUCCCCUUCCUCCCUCCCUGUGCGCAUUGGUUGAAUGCUUGCCUUGCCCCACUCACUCACUCACCACGCCAUACAUGCGCCAGUCGAACCAAGGGGCAAACUCGUAGCUCAGCGACCGCCCAUACCGCUUCCUGCUGUGCGGCGGUGCCGACGUCCGCAGGAGACCCUUGUUACUGCGGAGGGACGCCUCCUGAGUUGCAGAACAGUCCUGAAUGAAUGACAAAUCACACAGACACACACACAGACACAGACACACACACACAAAAGGGCGAGUGAGUUGGGGGUUGUGGUGUGGUGAGGUGUGGUGCGUGUGGCGGCCAUGCAUGGCAUGGCAUGGCAUAUAUGGUAUGCAUGUGGGAGCAAUGGAUGCCUCAUCAGCCCAUCCAUGAGGACUGAGAGGCUCAUGUACUUCCUGGGUGGGUGGCUAUCGCACAGACUCAACAUUCAUUGGCACUUGAGUCACCGAUGUGACACAUAACAGACAACACCGGCCGGCUUAUUGUGCGGUGCGGUAUGACUGACUUACGAACGUAUGCACUGCACUGCACGCCCCACUCACCUACCUGUUCCGCCAUCAGCACGCGGCCCUGGAACUCUUCCCACGUCAGAUCCGCAUACUCGUUGAGACCAGCCUCCCACCUGACACAGCCACACACACACACACACACAUGGCCAUCCCAUCCACCAAGGCCGUCUCCGUGGGAGUGUGCGUGCAUGCAAGCAUACGUCUGUCCAGGCCCGCUGUUGAUCUCUUCGACGGCGCGCACAUUGUCACGGAAGAUCUCCAGGCGACGUGAGAGCUCCUCGGGAUCAUUGGCGUAGCUCUUCCCAUACUCGCUGACGAAGCUUUGGAAUGCCGCCUCCUGAAUCAGCACCAACACAGCAGACAGUGAACUCCCCGGCAUCUCUCGUGGCACCUACUGCAUGGCUUGCCCCUCACCACUUGCUCCGAGGUCAAGCGCUCGGGUGCAGCGGCAGCACCGGCAAAGAGCGCCGUAAAGAGGAGAGGCAGGCACUGCACAGCUGAGAUCUUCAUUGACAGAGAGGAAAGAAGGCAGACCAGCAGCAGCGGUUGGGGAGG
Vitrella brassicaformis is the source of this 3885-nucleotide messenger RNA. The record is from the annotation of a GenBank genome assembly. NCBI's taxonomy places the organism in Eukaryota, Vitrellaceae.